AUGGAUUCACAGGUUAUUGGAUGUCCGUUCGUCAAUACCGUUCUGUCGGAUGUUGGCUGUUGUAAUCAUUUUCCCCGUCCGUUCGUAGAGGUGGUCCUCUUCUUCUCACACUUUCUUCUUCUUCUUCUUCUUCUUCUUCUUAUUAUUAUUAUUAUUAUUAUUAUUACUAACUUUCUUCUUUUUAUUCAUUCUUUUUUUCUUCUGAAUCGCCGUUUUAUUCUUCCUCUUCUUUUCCCUCCUAAUUCUACAUCUCAUUUCUUUUGUGUUUGUCCUUCCUGUUCAAUAUUUCUGAAGCAUCGUUCAAUUCUUCAAUUCAUUCAUUCAUUCAUUCAUUCUUCUUCUUUUUCUUCUUCUUCUUUUUCUUCUUCUUCUUUUUCUUCUUCUUCUUCUUCUUCUUCUCUUUCGUCUUUUUCUUCUUUUCCUUCUUCGUCUUCUUUUUUCUUCUUCUUCUUCGCAUUCUUCUUCUUCAUCGCAUUCUUCUUCUUCUUCGUCCUUUUUACACAUUUUCAUUCUGAAUCUAUUAACGAGUUUCUUCCGCUUCAUAAUUUUUUCGCCUUCUCUCUAUUUUUCUCAUUUUGUUCGUAUUCUUCUUCUUCUAAUUCUUCUGCGUCUUUUCAUUCUUCUACUUCUUUUCAUUCUUCUUCUUCUGUUCAUUCUCCUUCUUUUUAUUCUUCUUCUUCAUUUCUUUCUUCUUUUUCUUCUUCUUUUCCUUCUUGUUCUUCUUUUCAUUCUUCUUCUUUUUAUUCUUCUACUUCUUUUCCUUCUGGUUUUUCUUCUUCUUCUUUUUCUUCUUCUUCUUUUUCUUCUUCUUCUUCUUCUUCUUUUUAUUCUUCUUAUUUUCAUUCUUCUUCUUCUGUCCAUUCUUCUUCUUCUUUUCAUUCUUCUUCUUUUCCAUCUUCUUUUUCUUUUUAUUCUUCUUUUUCUUCUUCUUUUCCUUCUUCUUCUUUUCCUUCUUCUUCUUUUCAUACUUCUUCUUUUUCAUACGUCUUCUUUUUCAUACGUCUUCUUUUAAUUCUUCUUCUUUUCAUUCUCCUUCUUCUUCUUCUUCCUUUCCUUCUUCUUUUCAUUCUUCUUCUUCUUUUCAUUCUUCUUCUGUUCAUUCUUCUUCUUCUUUUCCUUCUUCUUUUUCUUUUCAUUCUUCUUCUUCUUUUCCUUCUUCUUUUCUUUCUUCUUCUUUUCAUUCUUCUUCUUUUCAUUCUUCUUCUAUUUUCCUUCUACUUCUUUUCAUUCUUAUUCUUCUGUUCAUUCUUCUUUUCCUUCUUCUUUUCAUUCUUCUUCUUUUCAUUCUUUUUCUUCUUCUGUUUCUUCUUCUUCUUUUAA
This is a messenger RNA of Acanthosepion pharaonis, 1320 nucleotides long. Lineage: Eukaryota; Metazoa; Mollusca; Cephalopoda; Sepiida; Sepiidae. The record is from the annotation of a GenBank genome assembly.